Messenger RNA from Mugil cephalus (flathead mullet), 1535 nucleotides. RefSeq lists its product as uncharacterized. The record is from RefSeq and is a predicted model, not a curated record. NCBI's taxonomy places the organism in Eukaryota, Metazoa, Chordata, Actinopteri, Mugiliformes, Mugilidae. The transcript has 3 exons. Bases 128 to 511 code for a protein of 127 amino acids.
GAGCUUCAGCGAAAUGGUCGUGGAGCUGUAACACAGCCAAAGCUUUAAGACGAGACAUCUCAGCCCGGCUGACAAGAAGUGUCAACCUUUCUCUUUGCCAAAAAAAGAACCCUUCAACUCUGCAGAAAUGCUGACUGACAGCAGGAAACGACACCGUAGCUGUGACAGUGAAGAGGACCAACAGCUGAGACCUCAGGCCAAGAGGUCAGGAGGAGGGGGUCCCUCCCUUCUUGUGUCAGAUCUGGACUCUGAGUCUUCCAGCAGCGACAGCAGUAACGGGAUCAGUAGUCCAGAGAGAGCAAUAGUGGCCACCACGAGACCAUGCAUACACAGCCAGAACAACUGCAUCACCCAGCACUCCCACAGCCCAAAGCCUGAAGACUCGGCCAGCUCUUUGCAGCACGGUUUCCAUGGUGACGGUAGAAGUGUCUCAUACGACUACAUCAACAGAGUCCUGAGGGAGGCGCACUUCAGCAGUCUGCAGACCAGGGGUCGUCCAGGCUCGACAUGACCGUGACCUCUGACCUCUCUUCUGACCCUUUUCUCCCUCACCCAUCAGUGCUGGCACUACUGACAUCAUGAUGGCUCCUCCUUGAAAGCCUCAAGCGACACACUUGGGUCAGGGGGUAAGGGGAUGAUGUGUGGGGAGGUUUACAGAUUUUGGGCACAACGGCUCAUGCCCACCUCAACAUGUACCAUUUGUCAAGACCAUAAGCACAUCCGCCUUUCCAUGGCCCAGCCACUGUGGUUUUCUGUGCAGUAUUGAUGUGUACGUGUGUUUGUGUGUGUGUGUGUGUGUGCGCGCACCUUGUGCACUUUAUAAAGAGGUAUCGGUCUCUUUACAUGCGUGCGUCAAUGCGUGGACAUUUUCAUUGGUGCUAAUCACAAGAAAAGUGUGAUAAUGAUCCAAAGUGCUUGCAAAACUAAAUAAAGCUUAGCACUUUACUCAAUAAUUCCUUCUGUUUACUGUCGACUGGGGAGGUCAGUCGCGCUAUCUGUGAAGUGGGAGUUCAAAAAGUAAGUUGAUGGAGUCCAACAGAUUUACUCCUAAGGAGCAUUAUUGAAACAAUCUAGUUAAGAACAUUUUAGGCCUUAGUUGUUUUCUCUAACCAAAGUUUUUAUUUCUUAAUGACCCUUAAGUCUUGGUGUGGUAGUUUAGUGGGUUUAAGGUACAGGAACAGAGAUUCUUCAGGAGCCUCACCACCAAAAACCAACCUUAGAUUAGACCCUGGUUAAUUAUAGAGCAGUGAGCAGGCACUGGAGACUUCAGCUCAGGCAGCAGUAUGUUCAGCACAGUGCUUCCAACAAAAACAAGCCCUCGAAAAAUGCUCUAAGUAGAAUUUAGAACCUGGUGUUUACUUUUAACAUUUUACGCAUUGUGUAUCUGUUCGUCAUAAGCCUGUCAGCCAUACUUGUUUAUGGAUGGUUUAAUAUGACCAGUACACUGUGUUGCAAAUGCAAAAUGUGAAAGUGAUUCAUUUGUUAUGUAAUUUUCCAAAUCAUUAAACAUUGAAAUAAAGUGUUGCUAAAAGUGA